CUAAUGAACUUGCGUUCAUUGCGGCAUAAUCUCUUUCUCCUUGAAUCAAUCGAUUUGGCUGCCCUGCAAUGCGUUCGCGAUGUUCGUCCGCCCAUGCAGUUGAAGAGCUAUGGACGCUUGCUCAAGCACACAGGUUUUCCACCAGGCCACGCGUUGUAUUUUCGAAGCACUUAAGGAACCGAACUCGACUUAAUUUCUCAUCCACAGCUAGCAAUGACACAAGAAAUGUCGCAGUAAUCGGUGGCGGCAUUACCGGCCUUGCAACUGCUUAUCAUCUUGCAAAAGACCAAUCGACUAAAGUCACGAUCUGGGAGCGCUCAGAUCGUCUAGGCGGAUGGCUGGAUUCUGAGAGGAUCAACGUCAAUAUUGGUGGAGAUGUGCUUUUCGACUAUGGACCUCGCACCCUCCGUGCGACGGCGAGUGCGUUUUCCACUCUCGAACUGAUAAACGAGUUCGGUCUCGAAAAGCAGAUCCUUCGUACGGGCAUUCAUGACGCUGCUUCGCGCAACCGCUACAUUUAUUACCCAGACCACCUUGUCCGCCUACCAGGACCGCAACCCGGGGCCGGCCUGCUCGUAAACCUCAUCUCCAAUGCUAUAGGCGUAUUUACGGAACCGGCGUUGAAGAGCUUACCAUGGGCGCUGGCGACCGAGCCCUUGAGACCCUCUCGUCCCAAAGAUCUUGAUGACGAAUCCGUGGGAGAUUUCGUAGCUAGGAGAUUGGGGAAAGACGUUGCUGAUAAUAUAGUUUCCGCUGUCUUUCAUGGUAUCUAUGCUGGUGAUAUAUAUAAGCUCAGUGUCAAGACAAUAUUACCCCGUAUUUGGGAGUAUGAAAUAUCGAGGCGUGGCAUCUUUGGGUCGUUGCUCAACACUAAGAGGACGCUACAUCUCCCGUACGAUCUUUACCACGAGGGAAAAAUAAUCAGGGAAGAGAAAGGAAAAGAAUUUCUUAGUAAAAUCGGCUCCUACAUCUCUGGUGCUAGUGUCUUUGCCUUGAAAGGGGGGAUGGGACAGCUGGUCGAAGCCUUGGAUACGUCGCUUUCCAACUCUCCAAACGUUGAGAUAAUUACGGGUUCAAGUGUCGAUCACAUAGAGCGGCGUGAUACUCAAUGGCGGAUUGGAGCGAAGGACUACAAUUGUGUCGUCUCGACUACUUCGUCUGCUGAGCUCCGCCGACAAAUAGCUCCCAUUCUGACAAAUACUGGAGCCCUCGUGGCGCUUGAAAGUCAUAAUUACGCCGUUAACGUAAUGGUUGUCAAUUUCUUCUUCAGGUCUCCAAACCUGGUGCCCGUCCACGGUUUCGGUUACCUGAUUCCUCGUUCUAUACCCCUGGAACAAAACCCUGAACGUGCCUUGGGUGUUGUGUUUAUGUCCGAUUCCAACGUCGGUCAAGACACAGCACGGGGUACUAAGCUCACCGUUAUGAUAGGAGGCCACUGGUGGGACGGGUGGAGAGACGGGGAUUUUCCCGAUGAGCGGUCGGGAAUUCAAAUGGCCAAAGCAGUGCUGAAGCGUCAUCUACAUAUUAAUGAGGAGCCGAUUGUUGCCAAGGCGAAACUGCUGAAAAAUGCAAUUCCGCAGUAUACGGUUGGACAUACUGCUCGGAUGAAGGACCUGCAUUUUUCACUUUCACACGUGGCCCCGGGGAUAAGGCUGGCUGGAGCAUGGUACACUGGGGUUGGAGUUAACGAUUGCACACGAGCUGCAAGGUUGACAGCCCACUCAAUCCUUUCAGGUAAACGUGAAGAGACGGGGUUAGAAAAAUAUCUUGAUGAAAAUGUAGCAGGUUACGAAUUGCCUCUUGGGAGCUCGGGCUAA
Messenger RNA from Coccidioides posadasii C735 delta SOWgp, 1817 nucleotides. It is a transcript of the gene HEM14, whose product is annotated as oxygen-dependent protoporphyrinogen oxidase. Gene Ontology annotation, molecular function: protoporphyrinogen oxidase activity, oxygen as acceptor. The record is from RefSeq and is a predicted model, not a curated record. Gene Ontology annotation, biological process: porphyrin-containing compound biosynthetic process. Lineage: Eukaryota; Fungi; Ascomycota; Eurotiomycetes; Onygenales; Onygenaceae.